This is a messenger RNA of Gastrolobium bilobum, 1840 nucleotides long. Its product is annotated as ribulose-1,5 bisphosphate carboxylase/oxygenase large subunit N-methyltransferase, chloroplastic. The record is from RefSeq and is a predicted model, not a curated record. Lineage: Eukaryota; Viridiplantae; Streptophyta; Magnoliopsida; Fabales; Fabaceae. Gene Ontology annotation, biological process: peptidyl-lysine monomethylation. Bases 86 to 1555 code for a protein of 489 amino acids. Gene Ontology annotation, molecular function: protein-lysine N-methyltransferase activity; protein binding; [ribulose-bisphosphate carboxylase]-lysine N-methyltransferase activity. The transcript is spliced from 6 exons. Gene Ontology annotation, cellular component: chloroplast.
UAUCCAUAACCACGAGGAAGGACAAGAUCGAAGACUCACCUUUGAGACACAACACAACACAGUAUACAAAAGCAGGAACAAGAAAAUGGCUACGGUCUUUUCUGUAGGUUCAGGAUGUUCUUUUCUUCUUCACAGCAGGGGCUUCUCCUUAUUACCCAAAGGGCCACUCCUUCACCUCAAAAGGCCUCUCUCUGCUGUUAACUGUGUUGCUUCUUUGGGAACUGAGAUAUCAGUGCCUGCAGCGGUUGACACCUUCUGGAAGUGGCUGAAGGAAGAAGGUGUUGUCUCUGGCAAGACACCAGUGAAGGCUGUUGUGGUGCCAGAAGGCUUGGGACUGGUUGCACUCAAAGACAUUUCAAAGAAUGAGGUUGUUUUGCAGGUUCCCAAGAGGCUAUGGAUAAACCCAGAUGCAGUGGCAGCUUCAGAGAUUGGGAAUUUGUGCAGUGGGUUGAAGCCAUGGUUGGCUGUUGCACUUUUUUUGAUAAGAGAGAGGUCAAGGGAUGAAUCACUUUGGAAGCAUUACUUCAGUAUUCUGCCUGAGGAAACUGAUUCUACUAUAUAUUGGUCAGAGGAGGAGCUCUCGGAGCUUCAAGGUACUCAACUUCUGAAGACAACACUGGGUGUGAAAGAGUAUGUGAAGAAUGAAUUUCUGAAAUUGGAAGAAGAAAUCAUACUCCCUAAUAAGAAGUUUUUCCCUUCUCCUAUAACACUGGAUGACUUCUACUGGGCAUUUGGAAUUCUCAGAUCAAGAGCAUUUUCUCGCCUUCGCAAUGAAAAUCUAGUUGUGAUUCCACUAGCGGACUUGAUAAACCACAGUGCCAGUGUAACUACAGAAGAUCAUGCUUAUGAAAUUAAAGGAGCAGCAGGCCUUUUCUCUUGGGAUUACCUAUUUUCCCUAAGGAGUCCCCUUUCUGUCAAGGCAGGGGAACAGAUAUACAUCCAAUAUGAUUUAAACAAAAGCAAUGCCGAGUUAGCUCUGGACUACGGUUUCAUUGAACCAAAUGCAGACCGUAAUGCAUAUACCCUGACACUGGAGAUAUCUGAGUCAGACCCCUUUUUUGGUGACAAAAUAGACAUUGCUGAGUCCAAUGGUUUUGGGGAGACAGCAUACUUUGACAUCUUCUACAACCGUCCACUUCCACCAGGGUUGCUUCCAUAUCUGAGACUAGUAGCUUUAGGUGGUACUGAUGCUUUCCUAUUGGAAUCACUAUUCAGAAACUCCAUCUGGGGUCAUCUUGAAUUGCCUGUGAGCCGUGACAAUGAGGAGCUAAUAUGCCGAGUGGUUCGAGAGGCCUGCAAAUCUGCCAUUGCUGGUUAUCAUACAACCGUUGAAGAGGAUCACAAGUUGAAAGAAGCAAAUCUAGAUUCAAGGCUUGCAAUAGCGGUUGGAAUAAGAGAAGGGGAGAAGAUGCUCCUGCAGAAAAUUGAUGAGAUCUUCAAGGAGAAGGAAUUGGAAAUGAACCAAUUAGAAUAUUAUCAAGAAAGGAGGCUCAAGGACCUUGGACUUUGCGGAGAAAAUGGUGAUAUCCUUGGUGACCUUGGAAAAUUCUUUUAAUCUCGGAGGCAAUAGUUGCACUCGUUAAGGAGACACUACUGUCUAGUGUCUACAUUUCGGAAGGACGAGAAAACAGAACACUUCGGUAAAUCAUAAAUGGAAUCUUCCAAGAUGAAUCCAUACUAUGCAUUCAAUCAAUCUUUAAAGAGGAUCAUAGUCAAGUUUGACUCAGCCCCAUUUAUUGAAACCCAUUACUUGACUACUGCUUGUACAGAGAAAACUGUAAUACAUGAAUUACUCUUCUGUACCGGUGAUAAUUUAUAAAACAGUUGACCGUUGGGAUUG